This is a messenger RNA of Adineta ricciae, 1782 nucleotides long. The record is from the annotation of a GenBank genome assembly. Lineage: Eukaryota; Metazoa; Rotifera; Eurotatoria; Adinetida; Adinetidae.
AUGGCAAAGAAAACUGCUCCACGCAAAUUGUCUACCAGUAGCGCUCGCUUUACAAGCAAUACUUUCUCAGAUCUUCAAAAUGUAAAUCAGAGUCCAAUAUUCGGUUACGAGGAUUUGCCCGUGGUGACUCUAGAAAAGGCUGUGCAAAAAUUACUUUCUUUGGUACCAAACCUCACGCAUCAUGUUAUCAAAGCGAAAGAAAAGUGUAACAAAGAUUCGGAGGUGUUGACGCUGAACGAAUCAGCAGCAAUAUAUCUGUAUUCCAUGCCGGUGCCGUUCUUUUCCCGACUGAACAGCGCACUUCGUGCCGAGAAACGUCACGCAUUGAAGCCUUGGUUCUCCUUUCUCAAAUUAUUUCUUACGGCGCUGGACAAACUGCCUUCCCUCGAUAUUCGAGUCUGGAGAGGUGUUGGAGAUAAUGUGAAUGCUGACUUUACUGAGGGUCAAAUGGAAACCUGGUGGAGCGUAAAUUCCUGUUCAAAAGAUCUCAAUAUUGUAGAGAAAUUCUUGGGUGAUAAGGGCACCUUAUUCUCCAUCGAUGUUUUGCAUGGUAAAGACAUUUCUGAGUAUUCAUCGAUUCCAGAAGAACGAGAAGUUGUUCUUAUUCCUGGUACUCGCCUACUUGCAAAAUGUAAACCAUGCAAUUUUGCAGACCGUCUUCUCAUUAUUCAUUUGGUGGAGGAAAAGGACCAUCUUUUAGAAGAAACGAUACACCUAAUCGAUCGUACAUUGGCCAACGACACUGCAUCUCAAGAUGAAGAGAUAAGUUUAAUGUCGGAAGAAGAAUGCAAUAUAUAUAUGGGAAUCUCUGCAUCGAUUUCUACAGCCGAAUAUGAAGGUCCAAGGAUCGUUGAAAAUGAAAGACCGCCACGGGCAAUAUAUGAGUGUGACGGUGAUUCGGUAAUUCGUCUUUUAAAUCCAGCAAAUUUAGAAAUUGAGGCUGAGCAAAAGCACUUUGCACACCGUGACACUGGUGCAUUUAUGAACUGGUUUUUCAUUCGCAAACUUGUAUUUCAUAAUUCGAGCAAAGAAACAAUAGCCGUCCUUCAUUUAUCAGGUGAAUAUGAAGAUACGUUAGGAAAUUGGCAAAUGUGCAAGUAUGUUAUGAUUGGUCAGCCAGUUGGACCAAAUGAAAGCAUCACUUUUAGCCAUGACGUAUGCAUUAAUCUACCGGCAUCGAAUAUUGCCAGUUAUGCUGUUAACAUGGCAGUGGAAGCUCAUUGUAGGCCCGGUUAUGAUGAAAAUUAUCAAAAUCGAGCACAUAAAAGCUUUCCCCAGCCAUUGAAGCUUAGACUCACAGCUCACGAUACAAUGGGUAAGGUUUGUCGACUCAUUUUUGAACAGUUCAAUUCACCUCUGGUUCUACCGACGCCAGAGCGUACGGCUCGGAAAUUAUCGAUAGACGCUCAGCAGAUUGUUGAUUGGAUAUCUGUUGACGAUAGCGAAACACUCACACGCAUCUUUACAGUGCUUUAUUUGGACGACAAGGCAUGCCUUCAUGUCGUUACUGUCUCUUCGAAUAAUACUUGGGACGAUCGGUACCUUGACGAAGAUAAUAUUAAAAGUCUUCAGAAAAAAGCAAAAAAGCAGCAAACUGCCGAAAUGGCGUUGGAGAAUUUUGGAGUUUCAGACAAAAUUCAACACAUAGCUUUGUUCGAUCCAGCGACCUUUCGCAUGUAUGCUUUACGAAUCAUUUUGCUAUCAACAACGUCCAAAACGAGCAAAAUGGUUCGACUGCCGCUCGACAAGAUAAGAAGUAACGGUUCUCAUUCGGCAAUGUAA